AUGUGUAGGGUGGGGGGGAGGGGUAAUUUCUUUCAAAGCUAUAUCACCCACCCCCUGUUUUGCUUUUAUCCCGUGUGGAUCAUCAUCUCACUCUUUCUGUUUCCUAAUGCGAGGAAUUCGAAGAUUGAUUGCUUUGCUGGACGCAUCACAGUGAUGCUCACAAGAAAUGACUUACUUUUUUCUAUAUUAUUUUGCAUAUGUUCCUUCUUGUUUUACAUUGCAUCUAUGUAUGCUACUUUUUUGGCGAGUGUGUUAAGGUUUUCUAUAGACGCUAAAUUAUAUAUAUAUAUAUUCACUCAAUUAUACCUUAAUCAAAACUGUGUGAGUGCCUGUUCAUCGUCAAUGACACUCACUAACUUCGCUGGUCUGCCGGAAAAAUUUCCUGGUGAUUUUGUUGAAUACUUCUUCAACAAAUGGUUUGACGUUUUAAUCUAUUGCGAGAUACUAUACGCGAUGUUGAUAUACUACGGCCCAAAGUGGAUGGAGAAUCGGAAGCCGAUGCAACUGAGACCUGUUUUAGCUGGGUGGAACCUAUUUCUAACGACCUUCUCUACCCUAGGCGCCAUCUCGACUACGAGGACAAUGGCGUUCCUGUUCCGAGACCGUGGCUUUUAUAAAACGAUGUGUGUUUUUGACCGCCAUAUUGUCUACGAGGGGGAGAUCGCGUUCUGGUUUUUUGCGUUCCUUAUCAGUAAGUUUCCAGAAGCAAUCGAUACUGUAUUACUGAUUCUGCAGAAAAAGCCGGUUAUUUUUUUGCAUUGGUUCCACCAUCUGACAGUGAUGAUCUUCUGCUGGAACGCGGCAGAGGCAUUCGCUCCGUCUGGUUUAUUGUUCUCGACGAUGAAUUACAUCGUGCACUCGGGGAUGUAUCUGUACUACUUUUUAUGUUCAAUAGGCCUUCGUAAGUUGGUCCAUCCGGUUGCGCCCCUCAUCACGGGUGCGCAGCUUCUGCAGAUGUUCAUAGGCAUUGCUAUUGUACUAUAUAACUUUUACAAUACUUAUAUUAGUACUUCGGGGUGCAAGACUCAUCGGGGAUCGAUUCGGCUGGGGUUCGCGAUCUACGGCACAUAUUGCCUUCUUUUCAUGAAUCUAUUUAUGAAACUGUACAUUUGGAAUGGCGGAAACAAUUCCAAAAAGGGUGCCGACAAAAUGGACAUGCCAUUGAAACAAGAAAAAUCAUUGAAAUCCCUAAAUGGUAAAAAAGUGCUAUAG
Messenger RNA from Phytomonas sp. EM1, 1212 nucleotides. The record is from the annotation of a GenBank genome assembly. NCBI's taxonomy places the organism in Eukaryota, Euglenozoa, Kinetoplastea, Trypanosomatida, Trypanosomatidae.